AUGUUUGUCCAAGUACUCUGGGCAGAACACAUACCGUGGGACCAAGAACUGUCCGAAGAGAAAUCGUACCGUGCGGAACUCAGUCUACUCCAGUCACUCUCCGUACCACGCAGAACAGUGUUGAAUCACCAGUACAGUCUGCACUGCUUCUGCGAUGCUUCGAAAUUAGCCUAUGGCUGUUGUAUUUACGUCGUUUCUUCUGAUGACUUCGGACAGCUUCAAUGCCGCUUGCUGACAGCCAAAUCUCACGUUGCUCCACUGCGCGGUCAAACCAUCCCUCGGUUGGAACUCUGUGCUGCGUUGCUCGGCAGUCAACUUGUCGACAAUAUUCGUCAAACUACGAAGUUCGUCGAACCCCCAACAUUUUGGGUAGAUUCUAGCAUCGUGCUCCACUGGAUAAAGUCGAAGUCGAAUGUCUGGAAGGUUUUUGUCUCAAACCGUGUCGCUGAAAUACAGCGCCUCAACAAAGGCUGCAUAUGGAGACACGUUCCAACUGAAUUAAACCCCGCUGAUUGUGUUUCAAGAGGGAUGAUGGCUGGUCAGCUUUUGAAGGAUGAUUUGUGGUGGCAUGGUCCGAGUUUUCUCAAAGACCCCGUCGAUUGUUGGCCUGAGUGCGUGGUUUCGAUGCCCGAUGCUCAGGAAAUGAUGAAGGAAGCGCAGCAAGGGGUUGCGUUGCACAGUCGCGUGGUUGAAUCUUCCAUCUUCGAACAGUUUUCCGACCUUGGCAGAUUGGUCAAAGCCACAGCGCGCUGCUACCAAUUCAUGAAUAACGUCAAACUGCCGAAGAAUCAACGAAGUUUUGGUCUACUUUCUCCAGAGGAGUACGAACACGCACUCAAAGCUCUCGUUCGCCAAGCUCAACGAGAGGUAUUUCUUACUGAGUUCCGUCUAUUCGAAAAGAACCAACAGACAACAGAACCUAGAAUCGCGCAUAAAUCACCACUGAAAAACUUGAAUUUGUUCCUGGAUCAGUUUGGAUUGCUCAGAAUCAGUGGAAGACUAAGAAAUCUUAACGCGCCCUACGACACUCGCUUCCCGAUACUGUUGCCUGCUAAACACAGACUCAGUUGGUUGAUUGCCCGAUCGAUUCACGUCCGCACACUUCAUGCCGGACCUUCUCUGCUGCUCGCUACCAUACGGCAGCGCUUCUGGCCACUCCGGGGUCGUCAACUCGCACGAAAAGUGGUUCGCCAAUGUGUGACCUGUUUCCGAUGUCAGCCACAGCCAACUCAGCAGAUUAUGGCACCUCUUCCGUCUGUUCGAGUUACACCUGCUAGAGUAUUUGAGUUCUCAGGAAUGGAUUACUGUGGGCCGUUCCUCGUUCGUCCGUUAAGUGGAAAGGGUGCGUCGGUUAAAAUGUACGUCGGUCUUUUCGUGUGUUUAGUGGUGAAGGCAGUGCAUUUCGAGAUCAUCGCUGAUCUUUCAUCGGCCGCGUGCAUCAACGCCGUCAAGCGAUUCGUCGCGCGUCGCGGUCGUGUGCGUGAACUGCAUUGCGAUAACGGUACCGCGUUUGUCGGGGCAGAUCGAGAGCUCCGACUGCUGCGUAAGGAAUUUCUCCGCCAACUUGACGCCGAAGAAUGGACAACCUACUGCCUGGAGAGCGGAAUCAUAUUCCGCUUCAUCCCGGCUCGAUCACCGCAUUUCGGCGGAAUCUGGGAGGCUGGAUUCAAAUCAUUUAAGUUCCAUUUUCGUCGCAUCAUGGGCAACCGUUCUUUCUCCGUGGACCAGUUCCUGACCGUAGCUGCUCAAAUUGAAUCCAUUCUCAAUUCCCGUCCUCUGUCGCCACUUUCCGAGUCUCCAACCGGAAGAAAGAAAACCUGA
Toxorhynchites rutilus septentrionalis is the source of this 1821-nucleotide messenger RNA. RefSeq lists its product as uncharacterized. The record is from RefSeq and is a predicted model, not a curated record. Gene Ontology annotation, molecular function: nucleic acid binding. NCBI's taxonomy places the organism in Eukaryota, Metazoa, Arthropoda, Insecta, Diptera, Culicidae. The transcript has a single exon. Bases 1 to 1821 code for a protein of 606 amino acids. Gene Ontology annotation, biological process: DNA integration.